Messenger RNA from Xylaria bambusicola, 2019 nucleotides. RefSeq names its product Clavaminate synthase-like protein. NCBI's taxonomy places the organism in Eukaryota, Fungi, Ascomycota, Sordariomycetes, Xylariales, Xylariaceae. The record is from RefSeq and is a predicted model, not a curated record. The transcript has 4 exons. Bases 112 to 2019 code for a protein of 635 amino acids.
AUCCGAGCCACACAAGAUCUCUUCACCUUCAUAUCUCUUUUCUUGGUAUUCGAACUCACUUACGGUAGCGCCACUCCUGAAUAACUGGAAUGUCUAUCUCUUCCAAUCCACAUGGCGCGGUCUAUCUCUCCUCACUUCUACAGAUUGACGGAUGCUCAAUCAAAGGUGUGCAAUUUAAUAUUUACUUCUAAUUACGGAGAUGAUGCGAAUUUUUCUCCGAAGGGCUCGCUGCUAGCAAGAAACGACACAAUUCCCGAAUCUAGAACCAAGUCGAUUACGCGGAAUCAAAAUAUGACGAAGUCGGUUAAUGAGAGGGCUCGAGCUGCAGCCAUUGUACUGAACCGCUACCGGAUUGAAUACAAAAAUGAUUGGGAUCUUCCCCAAUCCAUACUUCAUUCUCAGGUCCAGAUGCAAACGGCGCUUGAGCGAGAUGUUCCAAUCGAGCUUGUGAUCCCUGCAUUUCCGUUCAAGUCUUCUAAUCGCUCAAUGAAAGUCCUGAGCCCGCUACCGGAUGAAGCUGAAAGACUUUCGCUGUUACAUCUCGAUGGACUCUGUUCAGCUAUAGCAGAUGCCACUUGUUCACAGACAUUUUUGACAAUUAUCUCCGAUGGGAUUAUAUAUAAUGAUAUCCUAGGUGUCUCGGAUCAAGAGGUAUGGAGAUACGGCCAGCAACUACGACAGAUGGCAAAGAGUAAUGGCUGCCAUCGCCUUCGAUUUUUACGGAUUUCCGACUUAGUCGGCGCCGACGACGAAUCAUCAAGACUAAAUGAAACACUCUAUCUUUCCAGGGUGUCUGAAUAUCGCAGUAUACUUGAGUCAAACACGCCGAGCGGCUUUGAUGUGUUGCAUGCCAUCACGAACGAUCCGGACAUUACCAAGACAUACAAAGGCUAUAAGAAAUUUUUAAUAAGUGAGAGAGAUGAUAGAACUAAUCGCUCUCGGUCUCAAAUGGAAAGGGAAAAUAGUGUCAUUGCUAAAGCGAUGAUACUUAGAGGAAAGGCAUUUGCUGAAGCUGUAAAGCUAAAAUUCCCGGAUUCUAUUCGCCUUUCAAUCCACCCCUCUAAUGAUAUAAACAAGGUGUCUAUAGCUAUGUUACCACAAGACAACGAGAUAGUUAUGACUCCAUGGCAUGGGGCUGUUGUACGUGGCGUAAAUGCUCGUGUCUCAAUGUCGCAUGCCAUUUUGAUACCAGCUAUGACGCAUGACAUUGUACAUGUUGGCGGACACCCAAGUUACUUCCGUGAACGAUCCGAUUUAUUUACAUGGCCUAAUCUUAAUGUCAAGUUCGAAUACUUGUAUCCUUGUGGUAUUUUAGUCACGCCGGCUGAAUCAACAUCUACUUACACCGUAUCGAUGGUGGAUAUGCAAAGGAUCCAGAUCCUUGCAACAUAUUGCUCUCCAGUUAUCUUAAGAGGGUUCUUUGGAGGCCAAGACUGCGUUCCAUUAGCUUCUAAUCCAGAAGAUAUCACCUUAGAUCUACCGAGGAAAAAUGACAACCCGGUAUUGUCCACAAACAUAUCCAUACACUGCAAUAGCAUGGCCAAAAACAACACUACAAAACAGAGGGAAAUAUACCAGGAUCCCCAAACAUCUAGCGCUCCCCAGUCGCAGUUUUCUAUCUUGAGUAUAUCAGCCCCGGUCAGUACUGGCUCCGUGUUUUUCGCCUCCUUCGAUCUUUUCAGUCGCUAUCUACCGCGGGCCUACCCCGUCAGCAAGCUCGAGAAGAUCAAGUGGACAUACUGCUAUCCCGGAUCACCCCCUAAUGUUAAUGAGAGCAUCCCACUAGUAGUUCGACACCCAGUCCGAAAUUUGCCAUGCAUUCGCUGGCAUCGGUCUUGGCCACAAUGGAGGAAACCUGGAGCAAGUGCUAAUAUCAGCAUUGUGAAUGGGUCACAGAGUCUAGUACCUUUGGUUGAUAGCUUGUUAGCUGACCACCGAGUGUGUCUUCGUUUUCGAGGGCAAGAAGGAGAUAUAGUAGUUGUCGAUAACUUCACCGUCCUCUAUACUACCACUACUUGA